CGCUUCGACAGUCUAGCGCGAGAUUUUCGCUAUGCCGCUUCGCGUUCCGGGCCUCAGGCCCUAGCAACUCCAUGUCGAGUCCAGGCGACGCGGCCGAGCCGGCUCCACCGCCGCCGGACCCCCAGGUGGUGCGCCGCGAACCGCCGCCGUCCGAGCGCCCGCCGCGGCCGGUGUCGUACCCUCGCGGGCCGGAGAGCUCCCCCCGCACCGGCGGCUUCGUCAAACGCAACUCGGACCCCGCGCCCGCGGCCGCCCUCAGGCCCCGCACCCAGGUCAAGCCCUUCACCAAGGAGUCGCUCGAGCGGCUCGAGAGGAAAACUGUGCAACUGGUGCGCGAGUACGGCUUCCAGCCGAGGAGGAAACUCAGUGUUGAGGAUGGCUCGCGGCUGCCCGCCAAGUUCGAGCCCUUCCCCGCCAAACUCUACGGCAGGCCGCUUGAGGAAAUAGACAAUUUCAUUUAUGACGAGACCUUCUGCGUGGUUUCGAAGAGGUUUCGCAAGAACUACAUCCACCGUUUCACCGCCACCAAUUCGUUCUUCUUCUUCAGUCCGUUUAGUUCAGUUAGGAAAGCGUGUAUAUACCUGUCCACCAACCAGUACUUCGAUUAUUUAGUUAUGGCUACUAUUUUGCUCAACUGCGUCUUCCUUGCCAUGGCGGAAACUAUUGAAGAAGCCGAGUAUAUUUUUUUAGCCAUAUAUACGGCUGAAAUGAUAAUAAAGAGCAUCGCUAAAGGUUUUAUAUUAAAUAAGUACACAUAUCUAAGGAAUCCAUGGAAUUGGUUGGACUUCGUCGUCAUCACCAGCGGCUACGCCACCAUCGGCAUGGAGGUGGGGAACCUCGCCGGUCUGCGAACGUUUCGCGUCUUACGAGCCCUCAAGACCAUCUCGAUUCUCCCAGGUUUGAAAACCAUCAUCAACGCGCUUCUCCAUUCGUUCAAACAGCUCGCGGAAGUCAUGACGUUAACUAUUUUCUGUUUGAUGGUGUUCGCAUUAUUCGCCUUGCAAGUUUACAAGGGGGAAUUACGCAACAAGUGCGUUCUAAAAAUGGAGGAUCACAACGCUACCUACGAAACCUGGUUCAAUUGGACGAGCGACCCAAACAACUGGAUAGUGCGCAACGAAACCGGCGAGCCCUUGCUCUGUGGCAACGUGACGGGCUCUCGACACUGCCCCUCGACACACACGUGCAUCUGCGUUGGUGAAAACCCCAACCAUGGAUACACGAGCUUCGAUAAUUUCCUUUGGUCGAUGCUCACCACCUUUCAGCUCAUCACGCUCGACUACUGGGAGAACGUUUACAAUAUGGUGCUGUCAUCGUGUGGUCCAAUAAGUGUUUCGUUUUUUACAGUGGUAGUUUUUUUCGGUUCGUUUUACCUAAUUAACUUAAUGUUGGCUGUGGUAGCGCUAAGUUACGAAGAGGAAGCGGAAAUAACGCAAGAGGAACGCAAGAAAGAACUCGUGGAUCACCGCGAGGAUUCCACGUUCAGCUUCGACCCCUCGAGUCUAAACGUAAAAAAGCUGUCGAAGCACAAAAUCAAAAAAAUCGACGCGCGGAAAGGCGUCCUCCUGUCGUCCUACACGCGGAAAAAGACCAGACGGAGAAAGCGGAACCGGAGCACCAACAACCCGAACAAAUCCCCGAGCAGCUCCGCCGCCGUCGAGGCCGCCAACGCCAAGGAAGACAGCAAAGACUCGGCGAAGACGUCGCCCAAGCCCAACCGGUCCGUCACGCCAAGUCCCAGUCCCAGCCCGCGCCACAGCAGGAGCUCCUCACGCCCGCAGAUGCUGCCCCUGCCGCUGCCGCCUCCCCGCCACGUGCAGCUCUCCGACCCCAGGUGUCCCGACACCCUGCACCCUUCCAACACGCUCGCGCCCACGCGGACUGGGCUCAGCAGCCGGCAGGCGAGCAGCAACAGCGGCGAGGGGAACAACCGGGAGUCCUCUCUGGACGACUCCGGCGUGGUGGACGACCACGAAACCGAAGGGGACGCCACGUCGGAGGAUGUGGCCUCGCACUUACCGCAGCAGCUGCCACGGCAAAGGGUAGAGGUGACACCUGUUACGGUGGCUCUCAGCCCGAAGGAAAUCAAAGUGAUCAAGUGCAACGGGGUGGGAAGCUGCAAGAAAAAGAAGCAGAUGUACUCCCUUCCGCCGGAUUAUCUCUCACACAUCGUCGUCAUUGACGACCAGAUUCCGGAUCGGAACUGUUCCGGCUGUGAACAGUGCUGUGUGGACUACGAUGGGUGGCUGCAGUUUCAGCAAGCCCUCUAUCGAAUAGUCCGGGACCCUCUCUUCGAGCUCGCCAUCACGGUCUGCAUUGUGCUCAAUACCAUGUUCCUAGCCAUGGAGCACCACGGCAUGAGCGACGACGUGCUCAAGGCUCUAGACAUAGGCAAUAAAGUUUUUACUUCCAUUUUUACGUUCGAAUGUUGCCUGAAGCUGAUGGCGCUUAGCAAGGAAUUUUUUUACUGCGGCUGGAACAUCUUUGAUUUAAUUAUAGUCUCGGCGAGCGUUCUAGAUCUGAUAUUCGAACUUGUCGAUGGGUUAUCGGUACUGCGAGGCUUGCGAUUGUUGAGAGUUCUGAAGCUGGCUCAAUCAUGGAUAACCAUGAAAGUGUUGCUCAGCAUCAUAAUUAGCACGAUAGGAGCUUUGGGGAACCUCACUUUCGUACUUGUUAUCGUCAUUUAUAUUUUUGCCGUGAUAGGGAUGCAACUUUUCGCCAAGGACUACACCCCGGAGAAGUUCUAUCCCGAUCCCGUUCCUAGAUGGAACUUCACUGAUUUUUUUCAUUCGUUCAUGAUGAUUUUUCGGAUCCUUUGCGGCGAAUGGAUCGAGCCUUUGUGGGAUUGCAUGCGGGCGGAGAGCACUGAGGGUCCUGGCACGUGCCUCGCCGUUUUCCUUCCGACUCUAGUAAUGGGGAACUUCAUGGUCUUGAACUUGUUCUUGGCUUUGUUGCUCAACAGUUUCAACUCCGAAGAACUCAAGACGCGAAAAGAGGUUUAUUAUUUUUUCCCCACACACAGUUUAUGUAGACCCGAACCAAAUUUAUGUUAUCCAGUAGAAGACCGGGAGCGGGAAGUUGGAGAUGAGUCGAAAUUAGCUCAGAGCUUUGAACGGAUCCGGGACUUGAUCAGGAAGCGGCGACAGCAACGAAUGCAAGAACAAAAACAAAACGAAAACAAUUCACGGCUGGAGCAGAUUGUCCGGGAAGUCAUGCAGAGGCGAGCUGAGGAAGAAGCGUUCAAAACAGGAAUAACAACUAAAGCGAUACAGGAAACUGUUGUUGGGUUUCCGAGGGACAAACGCAGUUACCAAGAAGCGAUGAAUAGGCCGAUCUCGAUCAUAAGUUACGAUCAUCCACCCGACUAUCAGACAAUACAAGAAGGGGAGAAUGAGGAAAAGUACGCCAGGAGAUAUUCGACGUUGAUUAACGGAAACUCAGAAGAGAGCGAUAAUGCGGAGAAGACACGACUCAUCGAAAACAAAAAGACUGACGUUAGAUUACUACAGAACAUGUCUUCGGGGAGAGGAACUACGAACGAUAGUAAAGAGGAAAACACCGAAAGUGUGGAGAUGAAAAACAUUGACAGGGGAACAUCGGCCGACACGGAGCACGACGAGGAGUCCGCUUUAUGUCCGGAUUCCCAUAAAAAUUGCAACAGGAGAGGAGAGCACGAAGACGACAGCCAGAAGCCAUGGCAGACUUUAGUGUCCUACGUGGACGAGCUAACCGUCGGUGGCCGACGCAACUCCAAAGGGCAAUACAUUGACGGAAUGGGGAACUUUCCCGGUUUCGGUAACAAGAAGCCGCCUAAAGUACCACCAAACUGUUUUCCCCAUCAUUGUUACCAACAGUGCGCUUGUUUCAAUUACUGCUUGAACACUAGUGUGGGCAAAAAGUGGACAAUGAUAAGGACGAUGGUUUUACGAGUUGUUGACACUCCCGGAUUCGAGUGGUUUAUUUUGGUGUUGAUUUUCGCGUCUAGUGUGACACUGUGCUUUGAGGACAUUCAUUUGGAUGAAAGUCCGGACUUGAAAAGCGUUCUCUACUGGACGAAUUUAGCGUUCUCAAUUAUUUUUAUUAUCGAAAUGUUGUUAAAAUGGAUCGCGUUGGGGUUCCACAAGUACUUCACCAGUUUUUGGACCUUGUUAGAUUUUUUAAUAGUUUUCGUCUCCCUCUUCAGCUUACUGAUUGAGGAAAACGAAAACUUGCGAGUUUUACGUUCAUUACGAACAUUAAGAGCCUUACGACCGUUACGUGCCAUUAGCCGAUGGCAAGGGAUGAGAAUCGUGGUCAACGCCUUAAUGUACGCAAUCCCUAGCAUCUUCAACGUGCUGUUAGUGUGUCUAGUAUUUUGGCUGAUUUUUUCCAUCAUGGGUGUACAGUUUUUCCGGGGUAAAUUCUACAAAUGUCUCGACGAAAAUGACGAAUUAGUACCCAUAGAAAUUGUUAACACUCGCCUGGAUUGCCUAACUCUAAACUACACUUGGAUCAACUCGAAGAUUUCUUUCGAUCACGUCGGGAUCGCCUAUCUUGCGCUGUUCCAAGUGGCCACAUUUGAGGGUUGGAUGGAAGUAAUGGCCGACGCCGUGGACGCCCGAGGGGUGGACCUGCAACCCCAACGCGAGGCGAACCUUUACGCUUACAUUUACUUUGUUAUUUUCAUAGUCUGUGGUUCUUUUUUUACUUUGAAUUUGUUCAUUGGAGUCAUCAUCGAUAAUUUCAACAUGUUGAAAAAAAAGUACGAAGGCGGGGUACUGGAGAUGUUCCUCACCGAAAGCCAGAAGCACUAUUACACCGCGAUGAAGAAGCUGGGUAGGAAAAAACCCCAGAAGGUCAUUAAAAGACCCAUGAACCAGUUUCUGGCGAUGUUUUACGACCUGUCGAACUCGCGCAGGUUUGAAAUAGCAAUAUUCGUGUUGAUAUUUCUCAAUAUGUUAUCGAUGGGGAUCGAACAUUACAAUCAGCCCCAUGCUGUGUUCUUCAUUUUAGAAGUUAGUAACGCGUUUUUCACUACAGUAUUCGGUUUAGAGGCUAUCGUCAAGAUAAUAGGACUAAGGUAUCACUACUUCACGGUCCCGUGGAAUGUGUUCGAUUUUUUACUAGUGUUGGCUUCCAUUCUCGGCAUUUUGAUGGAAGACAUCAUGAUUGAUUUUCCCGUGUCGCCGACUUUACUACGGGUGGUCAGGGUGUUUAGGAUAGGGCGCAUUUUGCGCUUGAUAAAAGCGGCCAAAGGCAUCCGCAAGUUGCUUUUUGCCCUCGUCGUGUCUUUACCAGCCCUGUUCAACAUAGGGGCUCUCUUAGCCUUAAUCACCUUCAUUUACGCUAUAAUCGGAAUGUUCCUGUUCGGUCACGUCAAGCAACAAGGUGCGCUCGACGACAUGGUCAACUUCCAAACUUUCGGAAGAUCGAUGCAUUUGCUCUUCAGACUGAUAACAUCAGCCGGAUGGAACGACGUUUUGGAGUCGCUAAUGAUCGAACCGCCAGAAUGUGAUCCCCAUUAUAGGAACCAGUCGAACGGCGACUGCGGAUAUCCCCUCCUUUCUAUCAUCUACUUUACCAGCUUCAUCAUAAUAAAUUACAUGAUAGUGAUAAAUAUGUAUAUAGCUAUAAUUUUGGAGAACUUCAACCAGGCCCACCAGGAGGAAGAGAUCGGGAUCGUCGAGGAUGAUCUCGAGAUGUUCUACAUCCGGUGGAGCAAAUACGAUCCUCAUGCAACUCAGUUUAUUCGAUUCUCUCAACUUUCCGAUUUCAUCGCUUCUUUAGACCCUCCUUUAGGCAUCUCGAAACCCAAUACCGUUGCUUUAGUGAGCUUCAAUCUGCCCAUCGCCAAGGGCAAUAAAAUCCAUUGUUUAGAUAUUCUACACGCGUUAGUUAAACACGUGCUCGGCCACGUGGAAGAGACUGAUAACUUUAGACAGUUACAAGAACAAAUGGAUAUCAAAUUCAAGAAGCAGUUUCCGACGCGAAAAGAGCUGGAAAUUGUUUCCUCGACUCGGAUUUGGAAACGGCAAGAUAAGGCCGCCAGGUUGAUCCAGAAAACCUUCCGGGAUUACGUAAAGCGCAAGAAAGAGCGCGAGCGGGUGCAGGAGGAGGUGGACGAGAUGACGCAGACGUCGUCGCCUGGCGGCGGGUGGCAGGGGCGCCUGUCCGCUUUCCUGCAUGUGCAUCGAGGGAGUCGCGCCUCUUCUCGCAAGUCCUCUAGGGCCUCUGACGCGAGCGACCUCAGCGAGCUGGGCGGGCCGUGGCUGAACUUGCCGCUGCUGUUGCUCUCAAGCGCCACCAACAUGGACCCAGAGGAGCUGGAUUUGACGCGCGACGCCGCCGAUGUCAACAUAAAGGUAAGCGAGGCCACCCCCGAGGCCACGACGCCGGUGUGCGCGCCGCCGCCGGCGCGCCGCCGCAGCAUCUACAACUUCCCGUUCUUCCUGCGGCACCAGGACGCGGUGGAGAAGCCGGACGACUCGGCCUCGCCGCCGGCGUCCAAGCGCUCGGCGCAAUCGCUGCACCCGGCGAUGGCCGAGGACCCCAAGCCCAAGCGCGGCAGCAUCAUCCGAAGAAAACGGGUAGGUUCGGUCAAGGCCAGACCGACGGGGGGCGGCAUCACGCCCGCCCACAGGGCCGAAUCCGAACCACUUAACAGUGCGGACGUUAGUAUUUUAGUGACGGAAGCCUCGCCAGAAGCACCCAUCCUUAAGCCUCCUCUGCAACGGCAACAGAGCGAGGCCACCGUUGUUCAAGUGUUAGUUCAUAGGGAAAGUGAGGAGUACAAUCAGGACGAUGACGAAGCCACGCCCACGAUUAAAGUCACUCCUGAGGACGCUUGUGAUACGGACUUGACCCAAGUGUCGGGCGCUGACGCGAAUAACCAAAACGGUAACACCACAGAUAGCUGAUCUGAACCCGCACACACCGAACUAUUGCAAUAAUUAUUAAAUGUAGACUAGGAAGUGGGGGAACAGGCGGCGUACAGUCAAUGGUUUAUGAAAACCAAUUUUAAACAUUCCACAAGCAGUACAAUCACAACUUUUCAGUUUAUGCUUAGGGCAGUCCUGAUUUUUACAACAGAACAGCAUGAUUUUUUAGAUAACUAGUCGGCUUCAGCUUAUUAUAAUUUUUUAAACCAAUCACAAUUGUCUUAAAACCAAAAGAACUCUAAAACAGUAAACACGCUUUUGUAUCACUCGAUCCUAAUUAGGUACAACUAGAUUUAUUAAAUAAAUUUUAUCGGAAUUACAAUAAAGCGCAAUAACUUAUCUUAGAAUGAAUACUUUCCUAGAGAUAAAAUUAAUUCUGUUGCGUUUUUCAUGUGCUACUCACCAACCAAUCAAUUAAGUCAUUAAUGAGAUCAUAUCUAACAAUCGGAAUUCUUUUGGUUUGUUGACCACAAUUAGUGAAUUAUGUAGGUAAUAAUAAUAAUAACAUAUGACAUACGGGAGAUACGAGGUAGAAAAUAUUCAAGUAUAGUGUACUGUUUUAUUCGCAAUCAUCAUCUUUGUUAUUUUAAAAAUAUAAAAUUAAUAUGAGAGAUCAUUCAAUUAGUGAAAAUUAUUAAUAACGUAGAUUACUAAAAAAUGAUUAAACUUCAUUAUUAGAUGUUGUUCGUAGGUUAAAUCAUUACCUCAAAAACCAGUUCUUAUCUCGCGUUAAAAAUCUCUAACAAUGUUUUAACGGCUUAAACAGCUUAAUAAUUUUAAUGUUUUUAUAAAAAAACAAAAGUGCAAAUGCCUUGAAAAACAUACAGUAUGAUAAAUAAGUCAUACACAAGACUCCUAAUAAAAAUUUUCAAAAAAUUACGUACCAUUAUUUUAAUAAAAAAAAUAAAAUGACCAAAAAAUGCGGUUUUUUCAUUUUAUUUUUAAAUGACAUUUUUUUUAUUUUUAUAUAAAGUUUAAAAUUUUUAUAAAGGAAAAUAAAUCAAUCGAGUUUUUCACCACUUUAAACUCAGUUAAAAAUAUUAAAAAUAAAGUACAAACUAACCUGAGAGGGAAUGAUUCAACUCAGAAACAACACCUAAUUGAAACCAAUUUGUUUAUUACUUCUCAUAAAAAUUCAAUUCAAAAAUUUGCGUUCACGCGCUUGUGGAACCAUAUCGAUGUUCAACCUUAAUAAUGAUUGCGAAUAAUCUGUUGUUUCUUUUUAAUUCACCAUAUUUCAGUUUUGCUUGUUUACGCAACUUUCCAGUUUCAAAAUAACUUAUGAACGUCAAAAAAUUACGGCGCCUGGUCCUGGCCACGCAUUUUUCAUUUUGUAUAAUUAGGAUUACUUUUUUAAGGUUAUUGUAAAAAGAAAAAUGAUAAAGCGAAUUAAUUCUAAUUCAGAUGCUUUGGGCAUAUUGUACAUAAAACAAGAAAACCAAGAAAAAAUAUGAAUUUUCAUGUAGAUAGAGCAUUAUGAAAUGAGUGAGUUUUUUAAUUUUAUGAAUCUGAAGUUUGUAUAGUUAAGAGAAUUAAUCAAUAACUUAACGUACAGGUUAUUAUUAAGUCAAUUAAACUCUAAACUAUGACUAUAUCUCUACAAAAGAGACAUCGUACAAUCAGUAGCGAAAAUAGUUUGUAGCGUUUAAGGAUAUUAAAUGAUUUAGCAUGACAUAUUUUUGUUGGCGUUAUUUUAUUAGUCAUAAAGAUGUGUAAAUAUAUGUUGACAAUAUAACUGUACAUUACUCAAAGGCCUACACAAAAAGACUACAGUUUUUGUACGCUUUUUCGCCCUCCAUUUAACCACUGUUCGCUCUCUCUCACCCACAUCGUAACAUAUCACUUAUCAACCGUUUUCUGUAAAUAAACGCUUAAAUGGAGGUGCGGAAAUGCAACCAACACGAUUGUUACGAUAUUUAAAAUAAGAUUUACUGCGCUACUAUCAGUUGAUUAGAUGCACUCAGAGCCACAACAAUUUUCAAUCCUGCACUUUUAGUUGGAAACGAAACUUGUUCUUCCUGAAACUCUUCUUUGACGUAUGUCCAAAAUUCGCUUUCGUUCGCUUGAUGACAAAAUUAAAGCUAAUCAGGGGGCCAGACGUGUGCAUUGAAACAGUAGUGUACAUAAAAAACUGAUCAUGUAGAGAACUAGUCUGUCUUUAUUGCUUGAAAAUAAAAUUAUCAAUUGUUUAUAUGAAAAAUUUCUUCUUCCUUAUUACUACAUGCUAAACGAGGUUUUAUUCAUUGUGAUAUUGUGUAUCAAAGACGGGUCCCAACGGAAGGACAGACUCCUCCCGUCAGGACUUUCAUAAAUUGUUACAAACGUAUUGUUGCAUUUUAUGAGGCAGAUUUGAAUAAAGUUUAUUGCCAAAAUAUUUAAUAAAUGUAUAUAAUCGCCAAAGUUAUGGGGCCGCGUGCCUGAAACUGCGUUUCACACGCAGCUUUUGCUGUUUUGUUAGCUAUUUAUAUUGCUAGUGAUAACGUUUACCUAGAUUGCCUUCAUCAGAUAUUUUAAAUAUCAUUGUUAAUUUUAAUAUAGUAGCGGAAACACUAGAGUAGACUUGUGUACAAAUCUUUAAAUUGUCAAAGUUAUAGCUUUUAAAUUAAAAAUAAAACCAAAUUAAUCAA
This is a messenger RNA of Tribolium castaneum (red flour beetle), 9544 nucleotides long. Its product is annotated as sodium channel protein 60E. The record is from RefSeq and is a predicted model, not a curated record. The transcript has 28 exons. NCBI's taxonomy places the organism in Eukaryota, Metazoa, Arthropoda, Insecta, Coleoptera, Tenebrionidae. Gene Ontology annotation, biological process: neuronal action potential; membrane depolarization during action potential; sodium ion transmembrane transport. The coding region runs from base 72 to 6896 and encodes 2274 amino acids. Gene Ontology annotation, molecular function: protein binding; voltage-gated sodium channel activity. Gene Ontology annotation, cellular component: plasma membrane; voltage-gated sodium channel complex.